This is a messenger RNA of Didymosphaeria variabile, 1899 nucleotides long. RefSeq lists its product as uncharacterized. The record is from RefSeq and is a predicted model, not a curated record. Gene Ontology annotation, biological process: DNA-templated transcription; regulation of transcription by RNA polymerase II. Gene Ontology annotation, cellular component: chromatin. Gene Ontology annotation, molecular function: zinc ion binding; RNA polymerase II cis-regulatory region sequence-specific DNA binding; DNA-binding transcription factor activity, RNA polymerase II-specific. The transcript has a single exon. NCBI's taxonomy places the organism in Eukaryota, Fungi, Ascomycota, Dothideomycetes, Pleosporales, Didymosphaeriaceae. The coding region runs from base 1 to 1899 and encodes 632 amino acids.
AUGGCCUGUUCCGUUUCCUCCGCCGCCCCUGAACCUCGCACGUUCCAGCCCUUCCAAUGCUCAAUAUGUCAGAGUCGCUUCACACGCCACGAGAACUUGAAGCGCCAUGCUGCACUUCACGCACGCUCUCCCGACUCUUCUCUCUCAUGCGACCUGUGUAGUGCUACCUUUUCGCGGCCUGAUCUUCGUGUCCGUCACAUGAAAAGGCAGCAUCCCGACGAAGAUAACCAACGGCGCAGAAACCUCUCAGUGACCAGCAGUGGGAGUAGUAGGAAGCGAGCAAGAGGCGACUCACCCGCUUUAUCACCCUCGGAAACAAGCGAUGGAUCCUAUGCUCUGCCCCCUAUCGAUCAAGACGGCGGAGACUCAAUGCUCGGCUCGGAGCUAGAGUCAACGUCCCUACCAUUAGCGUCCACGUUGGAGCCAAGCAGGUCUGAAUCAGGCACAUCAGAAACGGCCUUCAUUCCCUCCUUGGCUGACUUCAACUUCCAUCAAUGGAGCCCGGAUGCCUUGUUCACAAACCAACAUCCUUCCAGGCAGGAUGACUGGUAUCCCUCGGAUUCGCAGAUAUCGCAUGGCUGCCAGCUCUUCUUCGACCACGUGGCAGGUUUUCUCCCCUUUUUACAUCGACCGACCUUUGAAACCCAUGAGACGUCCGGAGCGCUGCUUCUCAGCGUGCUCGCCCUCGCAUACCAGUAUGGCGAGGACCCUGAUAGCGGUGAUGAAGCAGGCUCGGGACAACCCUUAUCCAUCCAGUGUUUCCAUCGAGCACGGGCGUUUAUUGCCACCGAGGAAGAACGUGUGGAUGAAUCGUUACAUGGUGUCACGCUAGUACAAGCUUAUCUUUUGCUCGAAGUCUUCGCAUUGAUGUAUUCCACUGAUAACGACGCUUCAUACGGUUUCAAGACACAUUCAAAAAUGAUAUCCCUGGCACGAGCCGCUGGCUUGAUGCAGCCUACUCCAGCCUCACCCACGGAGACUGAGGAUCUAGAACAACUUUGGCUCACUUUCGCGCAGGCUGAAUCGGCUAAGAGGACUCUGUAUGCGAUUCACCAAAUCGAUACGCUGUGGUACCAGAUUCUGUCAAUACCACGGUCGCUUUCUCAUCUGGAAAUUAAGCACGACCUUCCAUGUCGGGAAGCUUUCUUUACAGCGUCAUCGUCCGGUGAGUGGGCAGCUAAGCAGCUUCUUGCGAAAAAUCAGGCUUCUCCAGUACCAUAUUCGGACGCCGUGCGACGCCUGUUGUCCGGUGCACACCUGGACGCUAUCCCAGACUUCGACCCAUACGGUACCAUCAACAUCACACACUUUAUACUCUCUAGCGCGAGGGAAGUAUCUGGCUGGUCUACCAUGACCGGCACGUUAAGCAUGGACCGCAUUGAGCCGUUGCGUGCCUCUCUCCGGGCUCUUGGUCCAUACGCGCACCCACAAACGCCGGGCACCUCACAAACACCAUCUGUCGCGCUAUGGGAGGCAACAUGGGAAGCGGCUAUGAUAGACAUGCAGUCGUGGUCUCCAUCGCAUACGGGCGGCAUUAUCGCGAACAGUCUCGACGCAGGACUGCACCAAAUGACCGCCAUGGCACCUUCGUUCGACCUGAUGUGCAAAUCGAAAAUUGUUUCCACAAUACAGCCGCAUGUUGAUUGGUUCCUGCGCUACCUGGAUGCAACGCUUAUUCCGGAUACGGAGGCACCAUGGGUAAUACUGUAUGCUUACAAGGCGUUCAUGAUCGCGUGGCAGCUCCUCCAUGGCGGUGCGAAGGGCUGCAUGCAGGUUGUCGGAGUGCAAGAUGGGAAUAGAGAAGCAGCGCUAGCAUGGGCAAAGAAAGCUUUUGGUCGCCGAAGAAACUGGAAACUUGGGAAAGUUGUGGUCAGCUGUUUAGACGAGCUGCGAGCGUAA